Molecule: messenger RNA, 2362 nt
Organism: Arvicanthis niloticus (Nile rat)
Lineage: Eukaryota; Metazoa; Chordata; Mammalia; Rodentia; Muridae
Gene: Mkrn2
Product: makorin ring finger protein 2
Biological process (GO): protein polyubiquitination
Molecular function (GO): ubiquitin protein ligase activity; metal ion binding
Source: RefSeq, a predicted model, not a curated record
AGGUUUCCGACCGGUACUUUAGAAGUAACGCACGCUUGGGGGUGGUGCGCGCAGGGGUGACGCAGCUACGCGCGCAGGGCGGGGCGGGGCCUGGCUGGGCCACGGCGCUGGCGGCUCUGAGUUUUCAGUGCGACUCCAGCCCGUGGCCCCGCCGCCAUGAGCACCAAGCAGGUCACCUGCAGGUAUUUUAUGCAUGGCGUAUGUCGUGAAGGCAGCCAGUGCCUGUUUUCACAUGACUUGGCGAACAGCAAGCCAUCCACCAUCUGCAAAUACUACCAGAAGGGCUACUGCGCCUAUGGUGCACGCUGCAGAUAUGAUCAUACAAAGCCCCCAGCUGCAGCAGGUGGAGCUGUGGGUCCUGCACCCCACCCUUCGCCCUCCUCAGGCCUGCAUAGUCCUCACCCUUCUCCUGACAUUGCCACAUCUGUUAUGAGGACACUUUCACAUGAACCUGGGAAGCGGGAGAAGAAGAUGCUGGUGCUCAGAGACCGCAAUCUCACUGGUCUGGCUGAAGACAAGACUCCUCCAAGCACAGUGAAUAAUCCAGGUGGCUGCAGUGACCCUCAGACCAGCCCAGAGAUGAAGCCCCAUUCCUACCUAGAUGCCAUCAGGACUGGCCUGGAUGACUUGGAGGCCAGCAGCUCCUACAGCAAUGAGCAGCAGUUGUGCCCCUAUGCUGCUGCUGGGGAGUGCCGGUUUGGAGAUGCCUGUGUCUACCUGCAUGGGGACAUGUGUGAGAUCUGCAGGCUUCAAGUCCUCCACCCCUUUGACCCAGAACAAAGGAAAGCUCACGAGAAGAUGUGUAUGUCAACAUUUGAACAUGAGAUGGAAAAGGCCUUUGCCUUCCAAGCGAGCCAGGACAAAGUGUGCAGCAUCUGUAUGGAGGUAAUCCUGGAGAAAGCAUCUGCUUCUGAGAGGAGGUUUGGCAUUCUCUCCAACUGCAGCCACACCUACUGCCUGUCCUGCAUCCGUCAAUGGAGAUGUGCCAAGCAGUUUGAAAACCCAAUCAUCAAGUCUUGUCCAGAGUGCCGUGUGAUAUCAGAGUUUGUAAUUCCAAGUGUGUAUUGGGUAGAAGAUCAGAAUAAAAAGAAUGAAUUAAUUGAAGCUUUCAAACAAGGAAUGGGGAAAAAAGCAUGUAAAUACUUUGAACAAGGCAAGGGGACCUGCCCCUUUGGAAGCAAGUGCCUUUACCGUCAUGCUUACCCUGAUGGGCGGCUGGCAGAGCCAGAGAAACCUCGGAAGCAGCUAAGUUCUGAAGGCACUGUGAGGUUCUUUAACUCAGUGCGGCUUUGGGAUUUUAUCGAGAAUCGAGAAACCCGGCAAGUCCCCAGCACUGAUGAUGUGGAUGUGACCGAGCUAGGAGACCUCUUCAUGCACCUUUCUGGAGUGGAGUCGUCAGAACCCUAAUCAGUGUGGACUUCUAAUCAGCCUUCAUUUGGGCUGUGCAGUCAACUUUCCAAGGCAUGGUGCGGUCGCGUCUGUCACUGACCGGAGGUGACAUGGUACCGGGAUGUGAGUGCAGUAGUGAGUCCCCUUGGUCUCUUCAUGAUCCACUUUCCCUGCCCUGGUGAAGGGAAGGGAGGUCACCAAGUCCACGGAAUCACUGCAUUUAGAGUUGAGCUUAGUUGUACCUCCAGCCCCUUUAUCAGGGACCAGCUAUGUGGUCCAGCUGUUUUAAUUGAUUGCUUUUAAAUGAAACACAACUGCCAUCUUUCUUUUGUGACUUUCUUCCUUAAGCAACAGUAAACUUGCAGCUGCUCACAAAGCAGCAGAUCUGGUUUUUCUCGCCAAGACGUCGCCAGCCCUCUGCAGUGACCAUCUCUAAUAUAGUUAUUCAGCCCUGGAAUUCACGCAGCUGUGCACUGAGAACACAUUUGGUCAUACUGGUGCUGCACCAUAGUGUCUCAAGUCAACAGGUGUGUGCACAGUUGGAAAACUCCAGGGAGACUCCAUCUUACCCUCCCCCUUGUAGUGAGAGCACAAUACACAGGACUCACACUUAAACUGCUUGUUCUUGCCUAUGAAGUAGGCUCUACUCUACAUUGGUUCUGUAGUAGACAGGAGCAGUCACUCCUCUAAGGAGAACUGGGGCCAAGACAGAGCAAGUUUGUUCUAAACCUGAAUUUAUUUUUGUAAAAAAGCUGUUAUUACAUGUGUGCUUUUAGCUUGGUUGUUCAUGUAACUGUAGAGUAGGCUCCUGAAGUGGCACUGCGAGUUUGAUUAUUUCUUUUUACUCUUGAAGGAGUCAGUAGCCAUUAAACCUAAAUUUAAUUUAUUUUAUUAAAAUAACAUAAUUGAGGAAUCAUCAGAUAACUGUAUUUUAUCAGGCUCAAUAAAAACAAAAUUAAAACCCAAAAUCAUU